AUGAAUCAACGUCUGGCAGCUGAGAAGCGGGUCGUCGUCCCGCACGAUGAUUCGGCCGGUGGUUCACGAGACCUUUCCAGCGAUUAUUCGAGGCACUGGAACUUGACGCCACGGAAAUUUCGGCGUCUUAUUCGUAAUGUCCCAAUCUUUAAACUCGUCAAGUACAUCCUGGUUCUGGUCGUGGUGCUCGCCGUUGCCACUCCCAUACUCGCUCCAUCUUACACCAACCCACCGCCACAGUAUCGAGAACUCAACGCUCGGUGUGCUGGAGCAUCACCUAACAACGGAUGUGGAAAUCCCUUUGAAGAAAAGGUGUUUAUCAGCGUAAGCCUUUACGAUAAGAAUGGGCAUCUGGCCAGUGGAUCAUGGGGCAAGGCAUUGUUGGAGCUGAUUAAUCUCCUCGGGCCGGAUAACGUUUUCCUUAGUAUCUAUGAGAACGACAGUGGCAACGACGGUGCACGCGCACUAGAGGGUUUGAAGGAGAGGCUUCCUUGUCGGCACAGGAUUGUCAACGAUGCACACGUGUCUUUGGAUGGUUUCCCGACAAUAGUCAUGCCAGAUGGCACGGAACGUGUCAAACGGCUUGCGUAUUUGUCCGAGAUACGAAAUCGAGCAUUGCGGCCACUCGACACACUCGACGAGACAGAACUAGGCGUGGGUCCAGAAGGAUUUGACAAGAUUUUGUUUCUCAACGACGUCGACUUCCACCCAACUGAUGCGGCAAACCUCCUCUUCAGCACGAACUUGGGGCACGAUGGGCGGGCGAAUUAUCUUGCAGCCUGUGGUCUGGAUUUCAUGCAGCCCCUCCUGUUCUAUGAUCUCUACGCUCAGCGAGAUGCUGAAGGUUACAGCGGGGGUAUACCCAUCUUUCCGUUUUUCACUACCGAAGGUCAAGGCCUAUCGCGAGCUGCAAUUCUUGCUCAGAGUGAUGCGGUACCUGUUAGAUCUUGUUGGGGCGGUAUCGUCGCUAUGCAAGCAAGAUACGUUCAGAAUCUCAACAAAGUGCUGCCAACAACGAAUUUCCAAGAAAUUGGAAGCCAUGUAAUCAAUCCCGCGGUAGCGCAGAUUGUGACAGCCCCAGUACGUUUCAGGAACGAGCCCGAGAUAUUUUUCGAUGCAUGCGAGUGCUGUCUGUUUCUCGCAGAUGUUUCGCAAGCCGCAAAAAGCAUGGGAGCUCAAGAGCUAGGAACAUAUGUCAACCCUUAUGUGCGCGUUGCAUAUUCACAAAGCACACUGGGCUGGCUGCGCUGGGUUCGGCGAUGGGAACGUCUUUUUGUGAUUCCGCAGUGGCUGAUCAGCAAGAUUGUGGGAUUGCCAACGCACAACCCACAUCGGACAGUUCAGCAAGGCGAGCCGUUUACGGAAGAGAUAUGGACUGGACCACAGCCGGGAAGUUGGCAGUUGACUGAGCGAACAGGUCGCAACGGCUUGUUCUGCGGAGUACGUGAGAUGCAGUUGGUGCAGACCGGCGGCCGCACAACAGACAAAAAUUGGGAGAACAACAAGAUGCCGCCAGGCCAGAUCCUAAAAUUUCCAACGUAA
Molecule: messenger RNA, 1542 nt
Organism: Truncatella angustata
Lineage: Eukaryota; Fungi; Ascomycota; Sordariomycetes; Amphisphaeriales; Sporocadaceae
Product: cryptococcal mannosyltransferase 1-domain-containing protein
Exons: 2
Coding region: 1-1542 (513 amino acids)
Source: RefSeq, a predicted model, not a curated record